Molecule: messenger RNA, 1209 nt
Organism: Penicillium daleae
Lineage: Eukaryota; Fungi; Ascomycota; Eurotiomycetes; Eurotiales; Aspergillaceae
Product: putative aminotransferase
Exons: 3
Coding region: 1-1209 (402 amino acids)
Biological process (GO): biosynthetic process
Molecular function (GO): pyridoxal phosphate binding; catalytic activity
Source: RefSeq, a predicted model, not a curated record
AUGGUGAAAAUCGAUGAGUUUGCCGUGGAGCGAUGGAUGGAUCUCCAUGAAAAUGACGCCAAGCAUAAUCUCGCCGAGACAUGCUGUGCAUCCAUUUCUUUGAACGAUCUUCAGGUCUUUUCAGGUCGCGAGACGGAUCUCAUAGACUACUCCCAGAAACAGGUCUAUGGUGCAAUCCGGGGCUCUAGCGCUCUCAGGUCGAACAUUGCUCGGCUGUACUCAUCAGCAACCUCGGAGCCCCUGCGUGCGGAAGACGUACUUGUCACCAACGGUGCAAUUCAAGCCAACUUCUUGGCUCUUUAUACCAACGUUGGUGUUGAAGACCACGUCAUCUGUCACUAUCCAACUUAUCAACAGUUGUAUUCUGUUCCUGAAUCUCUUGGUGCUGAAGUCAGUUUGUGGAAGUCAUCUGAAGAGAACGGUUGGCAGUUGGACGUGAUGGAUCUCAAGUCCAUGAUCAAACCCAACACGAAGCUCAUCAUAUUGAACAACCCGCAAAAUCCUACUGGUGCUGUUCUCCGCCGCGAGACUCUGCAGGAAAUCGUUGAAGUUGCACGCCAACAUGACCUUAUCAUUCAUUGCGACGAAGUCUACCGGCCGCUCUUCCACUCUCUUGACCCGACUCAACCGGAAAACCCGCCGUCAAUCCUUGAUUUUGGAUACAAAAAGACCAUUUCCACCGGUUCCAUGUCCAAGGCAUUCAGUCUAGCAGGCAUCCGGUUAGGCUGGAUUGCUUCUAGAAAUCCCGCAAUGAUUGAAGCAUUCGCCUCUGCGCGUGACUAUACCCUCAUUUCCGUUGGACAACUCGAUGACUGCGUAGCUGCCCAAGCACUUUCGAGUCCGGCAGUUGAAAAUUUGCUCGAACGAAAUUAUCAGCUGGCGAGACAGAACCUUGAUAAUUUGGAGGCGUUCGUGCAUGAGUUCAAAUGGACUGCGUCGUGGACUAGACCACAGGCCGGCACGACUGCCUUUAUCAAGUUUGCAAAGGGUGGACAUCCGGUCGACGAUGUGGUCUUCUGUGAACAACUGCUGGAGAAGUAUGGGGUUAUGUUCGUUCCAGGAAGUCGGUGCUUUGGUAAUGGAAAUGACUUUAGAGGGUACGUACGGGUUGGCUACGUUCCUGAACGUGAGGUUAUGAUCGACGGUCUCGAGGCUCUCAGAAAGUUUAUGCGAGACGGGUUUGAGAGCGUUCCAUUGAAGGUAGAAUAA